Malaclemys terrapin pileata is the source of this 1234-nucleotide messenger RNA. RefSeq lists its product as uncharacterized. The transcript has 5 exons. Bases 29 to 1234 code for a protein of 401 amino acids. The record is from RefSeq and is a predicted model, not a curated record. NCBI's taxonomy places the organism in Eukaryota, Metazoa, Chordata, Testudines, Emydidae.
AAAGAUCUAUGAGAAGAUCUCAAAAGACAUGUCAGAGAGAGGAUACAGCCGGGAUGCAACGCAGUGCCGCGUGAAAAUCAAGGAGCUGAGACAAGGCUACCAGAAGACCAAAGAGGCAAACGGACGCUCCGGAUCCCAUCCCCAGACAUCCCGUUUCUACGAGGCACUGCAUUCCAUCCUCGGUGCGGCCGCCACCACUACCCCACCACUGACCGUGGACUCUGAGGAUGGGAUAUUGUCCACGGCCGGUUCCUCGGACAUGUUAGCGGACGGGGAAGAUGAGGAAGGAGAUGAGGAGGGCGAGGCAGUCGGCAGCGCUCACAACGCUGAUUUCCCCGACAGCCAGGAUCUCUUCAUCACCCUUACAGAGAUCCCCUACGAAGCGUCCCCAGCCGUUACCCCGGACACAGAAUCUGGGGAAGGAUCAGCCACCACAUCUGCGACUGUCUCACAACGUAGCCUGGCAUCACACUCCCAGAGGCUAGCGAAGAUUAGGCAUAGGAAGAAGAGGACACGGGAGGACAUGUUCUCUGAACUUAUGGCCUGUUCCCAAGCCCAGGCAGCACAGCAGACCCAGUGGCGGGAGAAAUUGACCCAAAUGCAGCAAGCAAACAUGGAUCGGGAGGAGAGGUGGCGGCAGGAAGACCAGCAGGCGACUCAAACGCUGCUUGGACUACUGAGGGAGCAAACAGACACACUCCGGCGCCUUGUGGAUGUUCUGCAGGAACGGAGGCAGGAGGACAGAGCCCCGCUGCAGUCCAUCUCUAACCGCCCUCCCCCGCCACCAAGUCCCAUACCCAUCUCACCCAAAGUGCAAAGAAGGAGAGGCGGAAGAUCCUCCAUGUAUAAGGUCAGUCAGCAAGUUUCUCAUACACAUCAUGACAUAGGUGUCCGGGAGGACAGAGAAGAGGAUGUGGCAGUAGUCAAGGUGGGAGAUGAGGGCCUGGAUGAGAUUGUUCAUGGUGGGGAUAGAGGAUGGAUUGUAGAGAUGCUGAAGAAGAGCAGCAAGAUUUGGUGCCUCUUGGAGGGUGGUAUAGACUUGGCAGACGCCACCCAGCUGAUGUGGCUUAUACCUGUUGCCAUAACCACAGAUUAUCCAGAUGUAGACUGGCGCUUUUGGAGGGGGGCCACAAGCACAGACUGGUGGGGAUCACAUCAUCAUGCAGACUUGGAACGAGCAGCAGUUGCUCUAGAAAUUUUUCAUGAAGAAGCCAGCGUCCCUGGAGCUUUGUGA